GAAAGAACGAAAAAAACGGUCAGAAGUAAAUUUUGAGACGUAUAUCUUGGAACAAAAUACGAAAAUGAACCAAAAUACUGAUCCGAAGGAUGAUAUGGAAAUACAAGACUGGUUAGUUGAUUUAGAACCACUUGAUCCAAUGGAAAUAAAAGCUGAAAUCGAAGAAUGGACGCGUAAAA
Molecule: messenger RNA, 179 nt
Organism: Racocetra fulgida
Lineage: Eukaryota; Fungi; Glomeromycota; Glomeromycetes; Diversisporales; Gigasporaceae
Source: the annotation of a GenBank genome assembly